Styela clava is the source of this 1860-nucleotide messenger RNA. Its product is annotated as tRNA pseudouridine synthase Pus10-like. Gene Ontology annotation, molecular function: pseudouridine synthase activity; RNA binding. Gene Ontology annotation, biological process: tRNA pseudouridine synthesis. The record is from RefSeq and is a predicted model, not a curated record. NCBI's taxonomy places the organism in Eukaryota, Metazoa, Chordata, Ascidiacea, Stolidobranchia, Styelidae.
AUGCGUUUUUUUAAGAGUAUACGUUUUUUUAGCAUAUCACUGCCAUUUCCUAAUUUAUUGUUUUUUUUAAUAGAUAAUCAUUUGUCACAUGGCAUCAUGAUGGGUAAAAAUCUAUGCCCACGAUGCAUUUUUAUGUUUCUUAAUGUUAAAGAUGAUGAAAUAUUGAGGAAAUCAGAGAAAGAAAUUGAGGAAAACCUCAUGUCAAGAUGGCCCAGUAUAUUCUCCAAAGAACAAAUACUAGAUUCCAGUGAAUGUAGCGAAAUAAAACAUUUUUGUCAUUCAUGUCUUGGCAUGCUGCAAGAUCAGUUUCUUCAUUCUUCAGUUGAAAAUAUAGCACAAAAGAUACAAAGUGAACAAUAUAUGUUUAGAAAUUUCAGAUUGAUGAUAUCGCAACCAGUCCAAUUUAUUCUUUUUCGAGCUUUCGUUCAACAUCAUUAUAAGAGUGUUAUUUCGGAUCACAAGCGAAAUGGAAAUGGAUUAGAUGUUAAAGACAUUUUCAAAAUUGUUCUUGAACCGAAAUUGGAAAAAGCUCUUUGUUCAAAAGCAGUAUAUAAUGAUGAUGCUGAACUUGAAGUUACUGUGGUAAUAAAACAUAGUAUUACAGAAUCUCACUUGCUCCCGAAAAUUGAAAAAUGUUUACCUGAAUGCUUCAAGCAAUCUAAAAAAGUAUUGGAAGGGAUGACUAGGAAGAGACCAAGAAAUGAUCUGACAAUAUUUACGUUAUCUGCGGUAUGUCAAGCUUCAUCAAAAUUGAGUCCCAAGGUUUUAGACGACUUGAUUGAACAAAGUUAUUUUCAAAAUUCUGUGUUUUUGGACCAAAUUAAAAUCUUGCGGACACCCAUUUAUGUGGCCGGGAGGUAUUGCAAAUAUUCACGUGAACUUUCGCAAACACCAUGGGUAAUAUCUGGUAAAAGAAUAUCCGAAAUGUCAGUUCAAGAAUAUAUUGCAGAUCCGAUUAAACUAUUAUUCAAAGCAGAUUCUUAUAAUUUUUCAUCUUCUGGACGAGAAGAUAUUGAUGUUCGAAUGUUGGGUAAUGGAAGACCGUUUUUGCUUGAAUUAGUGAAUCCACGAUUAUGUAUUGAAGAAAAAAACAGAGUUAAAAAAUUGCAAACUGAGAUUAAUGAGGUCACUGAUAUAAUAAAAGUAAGAGAUCUUCAAAUCGUAAGUAAAAAUGAAACGAAAAACUUGAAAGAUGGAGAGGAGGGAAAAACCAAAUCAUACUCUGCUGUGUGCUACACUAAGAUUAGUCAUUCACGCCCAAAAGUUAACAAGCUAACAUUGAAAAGUAACAUACUUAAAUUGUCUGAAUUGAAAAAUAUUAAAAUUGAGCAAAAGACUCCUCUGAGAGUAUUACAUAGAAGAAAUCUUGCUGUUCGUUCUCGAACUAUUUUUGAACUUGAUGUUGAGAUGAUUGAUGUAACCGAUGCCGCAAAAAUUGUUAAAAUGCCAAAGUUCAUUCCAAAAGAGUAUAUAUUUUUCAAACUAUGUAUGACAACACAAGCUGGAACCUAUGUGAAGGAAUUUGUGCAUGGAGAUUUCGGCCGAACAAUACCACAUGUUGGAAUUUUGAUUGGUGCUGACACUGACAUUCUUUCACUAGAUGUGGUUUCCGUAAACCUGGAAUGGCCGCUAUCAUUGCCGAAUUGAUGAAUCAAGAUUGAAUUGUAUGGUUGUUUUGAAGAAAUUUUUGCAAUUGCAUUAUUUAACAACCAACAGAAGUAGUUGGCCUGUUUAAGCACUGUGGAAUAGUUAUAAUCAUUCAUAUGUUUGUGUGAAUCAUGUAUUGCAUUGUCUUCAAUACAAGUACCUCGGCAUUGCCAUAUACAUUCAAUUAGGAAAAUUAAAAUUUGGGAAACAAUA